AUGGACCUGAUCAACCUGUAAGGAAAUUAAAAACUACACGGACCACAAUCCCAACAAAUAAUAUUUCAAUGCAAAUCACAAAUCAACUCCCUAUGAAUUUCUAAAAGGGUUCAAUAAUCAAAGCAAGAAAUAUUUCCUAGCCUCAUUUGAUGAAAUACCAUAUAAAUUGUUGUUCUAAAGCAUGCAUGUUGGUAAAUUAAAGUCAAGGAAAGAAUCUACUCGUUGGUGACCACGACUUUUGAAAGUCGAAAAUUUGCGCGCGAAAAUUCGGGAUUUGAAAAUCUUCCAACACUCCAGCCUAAGCUUGAAGCUUUGCUCAAUUCCCCAUGAGAAGUAAUUUACCGCAAAAACACGAGAAAUCCUGCAACGGCUUGAGAUUCUGGCUAAAUUUUCCGGCGAGCUUCGAUGAAUAUUUUUUGUGGGGUUUGUAGCCCUGAUCAAAAGGAGUACAAUGGUGGUGUCGGAAUUGUGAGAGGUGGCCGAAAAGUGGCGGGAUUGUGGUGAUGGCGCCAGAAAUUCCGGUAACAGAUCGGAGUGGUUUUUGGGUGGGUUUUGUAGAGCUCGAAAAAUGGGAGAGAAUGGCGGUGGUUUCAUGUAAUUUCGAUUGGCGGUUUUACGGGAAAUUAAGUUUUGGUGUUGAAGGUGGGGGAGUUUUAAUGGAGGAUAGAAGAGUAAGAAGAAGAAGAAUUGGGAAGAAUGGUCGGCUGAUGGCUUUUGUUUGUUUAAUUCGUGGUCAAAACCCGGGUGAACUAAAGUCAACAACUCACGCAGACGGUUCUUCGAGUACAUGCGGUCUGCAUGAAUCUUGCUAAAGCAAUCUCUUCUUCGAAUGUUCACGCGAUCUUUUCCAGUGAUAACACGCGGUCCGUGUAUAGGACACGCGGAUAAACCCUCGGCCACACGUGGUCGGCAAAAAAUGUUCUGUAAACCCCCCACUUUUGAAUAAUGACGCGGUCGACAAGGGUGACCACACUCGGUCCGUUUUGGGUCCACGAAGACGAUUCUCAGAGUACGUGCGGACCAUUUGUGAACCCGUGAAAAAUCCCCAAUAUUCACCCUUGACCAAAAUGAAUACCUGGGCUUAAAAUUCAACACUCUUUUAUUGCAAGAAGGAAGAAGAGGAAGUGUGAAAUGCAAAAAGGAUUUAUCUAUAACAAUUAUUCGAAAUUAGAAAUGAUGAAAACAUUAUGUUUUCCAAAAAUGUCGUUCUUUAACUUCUUUGACGAGACUUCCUGCCAGCUUGAUUCAACACCUCGGGACAUCCAAAUGGAUGAUUUCAAGGGAAUUUGCAUUAAAACCUUCAUAUAAUGGAUUCAAACGAUGCCCAUUGACUUUGAAAAUUUGUCCCAUUUCUUCACUUUGUAUUUCCACCGCCCCAUGGUCAAAAGUUUUUAUAACAACAAAAGGCCCAAUCCACCAUGAUCUUAACUUUCCAGGAAAUAAUUUCAAUUGCGAAUGGUAAAGUAAUACUCUAUGUCCCGGAUCAAAAUGUUUGCGGAUGAUGGACUUGUCAUGGAAAAGCUUCGUUUUCUCCUUAUAAAUCAUUGACUUUUCAUAAGAGUCAUUUCUCAAUUCUUUUAACUUUUGAAGUUGAAGUGUCCUAUGUUUUCCCGCCUCGUCAAUGUUGAAAUUGCAUUGCUUUACCACCCAAAAUACACAAUGCUCCUAUUCGACGGGAAGAUGACAUGGAUUUCCAAAAACCAACCUAAAUGGGGAGAUUCCUAUUGGGGUCUCGUAAGCGGUCCGAUAGGCCCACAAGGCAUUAUCAAGCCUCAAACUCCAAUCCUUUCUUGUCAGAUUCACAGUUUUCUGAAGAAUACUCUUCACUUCACGAUUUGAAACUUCCGCUUGACCGUUUGUUUGAGGGUCGUAGGCAGUUGAGACACGAUGGGUCACGUACUUUCUCAAUAAAGCCUCUAUCAUCUUGUUGCAGAAAAGCGUCCCUCGAUCACUAAUCAACGCCCUAGGCACACCAAAUCUCACAAAGACAUUAGAUUUGAAAAAGUCAAUAACCGUUUUGGCAUCAUCCGAUCUUGUGGCUUUGGCCUCAACCCAUUUAGAGACAUUGUCAAUCGCGAGCAAAAUAUGAACGUUACCAAAUGAGACGGGAAAUGGGCUCAUAAAAUCAAUCCACCAUACGUCAAAAACUUCACAAACAAGGAUUGGAUUUUGUGGUGUUUGAAUUUUUUGUGAAAUGUACCCCGUCCUUUGGCACCGUUCACAACUUUUACAAAACAAAUAACAAUUGCGUGACAUGGUUGGCCAAAAUAGGCCACACUCAAGAACCUUUCUCAAAGUUCGGUUAGGUCCGAAGUGUCCUCCACAAGCAAAUUCAUUACAAAAUUGCAAAAUGGAUUCAUGUUCUUGUUGAGGCACACGUCGCCAAAUGAUUUGAUCGUGACAAUGUUUCCACAAAUAAGGUUCAUCCUACACGUAAUAUUUUGCAUCACUUUUCAAUUUUGCUUUUUGAGCGUGUGUGAAUGUGUCAGGAUCCAUGUUUUUUUACCUAAAAGUUAAAGAAAUCGUCAUACCAAGGAAUAUAUUGAGUAGGUGAAAAGAGAUGCUCAUUCAGAAACUCGUCCCGCAACGAGAGGGGAGUUUCAUUUGAAGUGAUCCGACUUAGGUGGUCGACAACAAGGUUUUCGCAUCCGCUCUUCUCCCGAGUUUCCAAAUCAAAUUCGUGUAAUAAUAAGAUCCACCGAAUGAGUCUUGGUUUUGCAUAUUUCUUUGUCAUUAAGUACUUGAGAGCCGUAUGAUCCGAAUACACUAUAACUUUGGUACGAAGUAGAUAUUGCCUAAACUUCUCUACAGCGAACACUAUGUCCAAUAGCUCAUUCUCCAUGGUAGAGUAGUUGCUUUGAGUAUAGUCUAGUGUCCUCGAUAAUAGAUCACAUGGGAGGCUCUUCCAUUCUUUUGACCCAAAACGUCGCCAAUAACAUAAUUGCCUACAUCACACAUGAUCUCGAAGGGGAGAUCCCAAUUUGGUGCUUGUAUGAUGGGGACAGAUGUAAGCAAUUCCUUGAGCUUGUCGAAAGCUUCUUUUCCCGCCUCAAUGAACUCGAAGAAACCUCCUUUUGCAAGAGUUGGCACAUUGGUCUUAUUAUCUUUGAAAAAUCCUUGAUGAACAUUCGAUAAAAUCCGACAUGAGCUAAAAAAGAACAAACUUCCCGAACACAAGUCGGGUAAGGUAUACCCCUUGUGAUUUCCAUUUUGGUUAAUUUGUUUUGGAACCAAAUGCAUAAUAUGGGUACGGGUGAUGGAAGAACUAGAUUAGACACCGAGGCUGUGGGUGUUGACAGUGUGAAGUCUGAAAUUGACGACUACAUUGAAUCACUUUGGAUGUUGGUGAUGACUCAAUGGCAGCAUUCAAAUGGCUUACUUGCAGGGUCGGUGUCUGAGGAGUUGACUACAUUCUCGAAACAGCAACCAAAGGCUCCAUUAGACAGGAGUAAAUCUGUCGAUGUCGCUUUCAAGGUGCUUGAGUUUAUUAGCAACAAGGAGGAAAGUAGGACAUGGGUUGCCAUUGAGAAGCGAUUUGAUGAUCUCACCAAGGACACCAAUGGAUUACUUCCACGGUUGCAUUUCUGGGAAUGCAUUGGGAUGAACAAGGAUUCCCAAGAUUUUGCUGGGGUGCUGUUUGAUUCAUUAUCUCUAAGGGCCAACAUAAAAGGUGAAUUGAUUAACAAAGAUCAAAUGUAUGAGUUUUGGAACCAAAUUUCUGAUCAGAGUUUUGACUCAAGGCUACACACUUUCUUUGACAUGAUUGACAAAGAUGCAGACGGUAGGAUCACAGAAAACGAUGUCAGAGAGAUUAUUAUCCUUAGUGCUUCAGCCAACAAGCUCUCGCAUCUUCAAAAUCAAGCAGACGAAUAUGCCGCAUUGAUCAUGGAAGAGCUAGACCCGGAUAACAACGGUUACAUCAUGAUUGAGAAUUUGGAGAAGAUAUUGUUGCAAGCACCAGAGGGUAACGAGAGAGCAGAAAGCCCAAAGCUGAAAACAACGGAAAGUAGUAAGCCAAUCAGGAGAUGGUAUGAAAAUUUUAGACUAGCAAAAGUUUUAUUCAAGGGUAAAUAUGGAGCACCAGCACAAGACUAUAAGAAAUACAGCGUGGUGUUACUAGUGGGGUCAGGAAUGGGAGCAACCCCAAUGAUUAAUAUUGUGAAAGAUAUUUUGAAUAACAUUGAAGCCAAAGAAGAGGAAAAUGGUAGCACUGGCGAAUGGCACAAGAAAAAAUCAGGGCCAACAAACUUUGAAACAACAAGAGCUUACUUCUAUUGGGUGACUAGCGAACAGCGUUCGUUUGACAUGGUUAAAGACAUUAUGAAUGAUGCUGCUGAAAUGGAUAAAUAUGAUGUCAUUGACAUGCAUGCUUAUUGCACCAGGGUUUUUGAGGAAGAUGACGCUCGGUCUGCCCUAAUCAAAAUGGUUGAGUCACUUAAUCAUGCCAAAAAUGGUGUUGAUGUUGUUUCGGCGUCUCGUGUUAAGACUUAUUUUGCCAAACCCAACUGGUUUGAGACGUACAUGCACAUUGCUCUUAAACACUCGGGUUCCAGAAUAGGGGUGUUCUAUGGUGGAGAGCCAGCAUCAGCAAAAGAGCUGAAACAACUAGCUCAUGAAUUCUCACACAAGACAUCAACCAAAUUUGAUUUCUGUAAACAGAACUUCUGAUUUUUUUUUCCUAAAGAUUUCCAGAUAUGGAUCCAAUCAAAACCCUUCUAGAAUCAUAAAUUCUACCCCUCUAUGUACAGAGAAUUGAAGAUCAAGGCCGCUAUAAUUAAAGACUAGUUGUAUAUCCGCGCUAGGCAACGGGUCACAAAAGUUUAUUAAGUUUAUAUGAUAUGAUGUCUGGUAAAUAAAUUUCUUUAUUUGUUGUUAUAUCUUAAUUUUGGCUAAAUAGAAAAUUGUUUUGUUUCAAGAUUUGAAUAAGAACAUGUAAUCUUCAGACACAUAUAGAGAAAUCCUUGUGAGUACUA
Lactuca sativa (garden lettuce) is the source of this 4973-nucleotide messenger RNA. RefSeq names its product respiratory burst oxidase homolog protein C. Gene Ontology annotation, molecular function: calcium ion binding; NAD(P)H oxidase H2O2-forming activity; peroxidase activity. The record is from RefSeq and is a predicted model, not a curated record. NCBI's taxonomy places the organism in Eukaryota, Viridiplantae, Streptophyta, Magnoliopsida, Asterales, Asteraceae. Gene Ontology annotation, cellular component: plasma membrane.